Molecule: messenger RNA, 4256 nt
Organism: Megalops cyprinoides (Indo-Pacific tarpon)
Lineage: Eukaryota; Metazoa; Chordata; Actinopteri; Elopiformes; Megalopidae
Product: proline-rich protein 36
Exons: 4
Coding region: 1445-4105 (886 amino acids)
Biological process (GO): inhibitory postsynaptic potential
Cellular component (GO): postsynaptic density
Source: RefSeq, a predicted model, not a curated record
AGGAGCGAGAGAGUGAGUGAGUGAGUGAGUGAGAGAGAGCGCGCGAGAGAGAGCGAGUCGGAGGGGAGAUGCUGGAGAGCUCUGACCCCUUCAGUCCUCCCGCGCGGGGUUGAGCGGGUCUCACUUGAACUCCACCUAUCACUCAAGAAGCGCCGCACCAGGAGCGAGGAGACGCAGAGACACCAAGAAAGGGAGGCGGGCGCGGGAAGCAGGGAUAACACGCACCCGGGAGAAGCGGGGACGAAGGAGGAUUACCGUUCUUUGUCGAGGUGCGGAGGGGAGUUGACGGCGCACCGGCACUUCCUGCGAUGAGGACGAGGUGAAGCGCGGAGAGGAGGAGGGACGCGGAGGGGCGAGAGAGCCGGGGACUUCUGGAAUGAGACGUGGCAGGGGACGCUCGUGGCCCCUCAGCGCCACCUGCUCUCACUUCGUCGCCCGGAGGAGGGGGCCCCUGAGCUGAGGGGGUGGUCAGAGGGAGGAGGGGCCGAGCGCAGGGGGACGUUGCUAAGAGACGGGGUCGGAGGGAGGAGCCGCGGGUGUAGCUCCGCCUUCCUGGGGAAAAAGCUGCUGGCUCCGGCGAGCUGUGCGUUGGACAUUCCACGGGACGCGCUGACCCACGCACCUGAGCUUGAACUUUGACCCCUGGUGCUCUCCCGCUCCACGCUUACCAACCUGCUUCCUUGGACAGUGGCUUCCACCAGCGUGGACAGAGGUCAUGCGUCACAUGGGGCGGGCGCGUGAUUGAUUCGUUCGCGAAACAUCGGAAAGCCUUUAACCGUUAGCCAGCCAGACUGCACUGUGAGAGAGGCUCUGUGGGAGCAUCUCCAAACCCAAAGGCCCAGUCCACUCCGGGAGGCGCAUGGGGCCCCAUCUCAGGACUUUGCCGAAGGAAGCAUGCCCCACACCUCCCACCCCCUGCCCCCCUCUCUGCUCUGUUUCCCUCUGCUCCUCCCGGCUUUGACGGGACCCUGCAGACACACGGACACGCAGACAGACAGACACAGACACACGCGGGGUUGCCAUGUGACCUAAAGUCUUUAGUCGUCCACUGGACUCUUCAACCAGGCCUGUCGGGUCAGUCUGAGCGCGCUCGGUCUCAGCACUGUGCAUUGUGGGUGCAGCACUCUUUCACCACAAUAAUAACAAACCUAAUACUGAGCAAGAGAACCUAACAAGCUGUAUCCCACAUCCUAUCACAAACAAAACAGGAGGAAUAAGAGUUUUAUGAACUGAUUUUACAAGUCUCUUCAUUGCCAUAGCUGUUAAAUUCACGCACACAGGUGAAUAUAAAAAUUCAUACGCUUAAAAGAAACUGAAAGGCCUUCUGGUUCUGCUGCUGGGACUAAAAAAACAGCUUCGACACCACGAUCCGAGUGUUUCAAUCUUCCGAGCACCGCUAGCGAAGGCUGUGUGUUUUUCGGCGUGGGAGGGAGAGACUGGCGAUAUGGUCAGCAAGGAGCCCAACCACCUCCCAAGUGCCAACAGCUGCAGCAACAGCAACUCUGACAAGACGGUGACGGUGCGCUCUGUGCUGCUUAACCGCGACUCCCCGGACAUCGAGACCCGCCUCAAGCGCCGGCGCAACCGCACCCAGCAGGUGCGCUUCAAGGACCUGGACGAUGGGGGCUGCAGUCAGGAGGGCGGGCGGCGGCGGUCGGGGGCGGAGCAGGGAAGCCCCCACCCCAACCGCAAGAGCCCCUUGCCCGCCGCUGACGGCCGUAGGGGGUCGGCGGGCGAGAGGGAGGCGGCGAAGGAGAUGACUGCCAACGGGGGCUCGGUGGUGGGGGCGGUGCGGGGAGACAUGGAGGGGACUAUCGGGGCCGUGGCUGCCAUUUUGGCCCGGGCACCCCCUCACCCGCUGACCCCCGCGCCCAUGCGUCGGGCCUGGGCCCCUCCCCGCCCGUGCUCCCUCACUCUUCCCAACCCCCGCCGGCCUUGCAUGAGCACGGCCAUCCAGACCUCUCCCAGCCUCCAAAAGCCCCUGCCCCUUUCCGUUGCUCGAACCCGCAGCCAUAGCCUGGGGGACUUUGGUGGGGUGGAGGGGCAUGAGGAAGGCGAGGAAGGGGAAACUCAGGAUGGGAUUUGCCCCCAGAACCACGUUUUAACCCCCGCUAAUGCUCAGGACUGCUCCAACAACCCCUGCAGCUGCCAAUCAAAUUUUUCUCCGCGGCGCCCUCUGCAGGAUGGGUUUCAGUGCCUGGGACCAAGGGCUGAUGUCACUGUCUCUCCCCCGUUAGUUGCAAACUCGAGACAUGGCACUCCCGCCCCCAAUCAUGGCUUACGACAGCAAGGGGUGGAGCCUCCGCCCUGCCCACCCACCUCUCCUGUGAUGAACUCCAAUGGGCCCCCUUGCGCCACCCCGCCCCAGAGCAGAAAGAAGCGCUUGGGCCGAGCAGUGAGUGACCCGGGAAAAACUGUGCUGCCCCCCACCUCUGCCCCGCCCUCUGCUUUGGCCCCUAAAUCUCUGCCACGCUGCACCUCACCCCCUAAAUCUAUGCCGUCCUGUGUCUUGACCCCUCAAACUGUGCCACCCGGUGCUUCGGCCCCCAAAUCUGUGCAACCGUGCACUUAUCCCCCUGAAACUGUGUCACAUCGUGUGUCUGCUCCUCAGAGUGUGCCAUCUUCCACCAUGCCCCCCCAAAAUGUGCCACCUUGUGUCUCUCCCCUUCAAACUGUCCCAUCUUGUGCUUUGGCCCCUAAAUCAGUGCAGCCGUGCACUUUGCCCCCUCAAACUGUGUCACAUCGCAUCUCUACCCCUCAAACUGUGCCAUCCUCCUCCAUACCCCCUCAAGCUAUACCACCUUGUGUCUCUCCCCCUCAAACAGGGCUACCCUGUACUUUGCCCCCUCAAACUGUGCCAGCUUGUGUCUCUCCCCCUCAAACAGGGCUACCCUGUACUUUGCCCCCUCAAACUGUGCCAGCUUGUGUCUCCCCCCCUCAAACUGGGUUACCCUGUACAUUUCCCCCUCAAAUCGUGCCCCCUAAAACUGUUCCACUCUCUGCCUCACCCCCUCAAACUGUGUUACCUUGUUCUUCGCCCCCUCAAAAUGCGCUGCCCUCUUUGCACCCCCAAACCGUGCCGCCUUGCACCUCCCCGCCUCAGGCCCCCCGCACCACUCAGGACACCUGGAGGGUGGGAGAGAGAGAGAGGAGAGACAGGAGAGAGUCGCCACUCCCUCCCCCACCACCACCUCCACCCCCAUACACUCCCCGCAGAGAGGGCUGCUGCACCUCGGGACCCACCCCCAGGACAGAGCCACCGACAAGGGGGGGCGGAGGCGAGCGAGAAACAGCAAGAAAGGGGUCGACACCCUCCAAUGAUGCGUCCCACACUCACCCCCGCCGGGCGGGAACUCCCAGUUUCACCCAGAGACAGGACCUCAGCUCCCCUCCCGCCCAACCUGGCCCACAGCCUCAUAACUUCGUCCAGCCUCCCCCCGGGGCCCAGCACACCAUUUUCUGCACCGAGCCCCAAGCCAACACCCCCAACAACCCGCACGAGGAGCCCCUGGGCCAGCGCCCACCUCCAGGCUCCUGGGACCUGCACCUGGGCAGGACUACGGACGCCACGCUGACCCCGGGUCAGGCGGAGACGCUGAAGCAGGUGCAGGAGCUGCUGGGAGGGCUGGUCUCGGGGGCCCGCGGAAAGCUGGAGCUGGCCAAGGCCCGGGAGAAGCUGCUGGGCCCUCAGGGGCCCCUCCACGACAUCGGGACCCUGCAGUCGCAGCUGCAGAGCUUGGAGGGGGUGCUGGAGACCAGCCAGAACACCAUCAAGGUACUGCUGGACGUGAUCCAGGACCUGGAGAAGAAGGAGGCGGAGAGAGACGGGAGGCACUCUUACAGGACAGGUCAGGACAUUGAGAACUGUGGCACCUGUAGAGACUGCGCGUGUAUCAUCUACAGUGUGGAACACGACUUCAGGCUCCAGGAGGGACAGUUCACCCGCGCCUGGAGGAUCACCGAGGCCUCUGACUCGGACCACAGCUCCCCCCAGACGGCAGGGCCCACGCCGCCCCCGGCCCCACGCCGCGAGGACUCACCCCUGCCUGCUCGACCCCACCACGCUGCCAAGAAGAGCAGGAGGAAGUGCUUCUGGUUCUUGUGAACCCCGCCCCAUCCCGCCCACAGCCCUGGUGUCUGCCGCUGGUAAGGCGGCAGGGGGGGACGGGGGCGGGGUUAGAAGGACACAGCCAUUAGCGCUCACGCCCUCUGCGGGACUGUGAGUGACUGCCAUACCCAGAGGAACGAGGAGAGAA